This is a messenger RNA of Rhinocladiella mackenziei CBS 650.93, 2298 nucleotides long. RefSeq lists its product as uncharacterized. The transcript has a single exon. The record is from RefSeq and is a predicted model, not a curated record. Gene Ontology annotation, molecular function: microtubule minus-end binding; gamma-tubulin binding. The coding region runs from base 1 to 2298 and encodes 765 amino acids. Gene Ontology annotation, cellular component: spindle pole; centrosome; gamma-tubulin complex. NCBI's taxonomy places the organism in Eukaryota, Fungi, Ascomycota, Eurotiomycetes, Chaetothyriales, Herpotrichiellaceae. Gene Ontology annotation, biological process: spindle assembly; cytoplasmic microtubule organization; microtubule nucleation.
AUGCUUCAUGAAAUCCUCUUAUCAUUAUCCGGGCUUCAGUCGCCAAUAUGGAUUCAAGAAAAGCAAUCUGAAGGGGGAGACGAGAACGGCUUCAACCAAUACGUUUCUCCACCAGAACGGGCAAUGCUAGAAACCCUCGCGCAUCUUCACGACUUGCACGUGCGGAUCAAAGGUGCGACCACAAAAUCGUCGACCGGUCACUGGUCUAUGGUUUGCCGUGCUGUGAGUGCUUCUAUAGCAGAUGUCCAUCUGGGCAGGUUCAUGGAUAAGAUCAUACAAGUUGAGUCAGCGAUAUUGAAGAAAGAUGCCGGAUAUGUUGGAGCAUAUGAAAUCGUUCCAUUGAGCACAAUUGUUACCGAGUUCGCACCUUGGACAAGACGGUUGGAAUGGAUCUGGUUCGUGGUACAGCAUCUGGACCCCGAACUGAAGCAUGCCAAAGGUACACACCGACCGUCUAGUGCCAGUAUCCUCGACCUCCUGGAGCACGAAACACACACAGGUUACUCGGAUAUCGAAGACAUGGCUAUUGAUCUCUUGACGGUUGCACAGAGAGCUUGGAUGCGAGCGGUCUCCCUCUGGGUCCUAUACGGCAAGCUACCAACUUCUGGCGCCGAGGAUUUCCUCGUCAAACCAAACCCUCAUCUCUUGUCAACGACAGAUGCUUUCCUGGUUGACCCCUCGUUACAACCAAACUUUGUCAACGCAGGCGCUAGCAACGCUUUACUAAUGAUAGGAAGUGCAUUGAAUCAAUUGAAUUCACAAUCACUUUCUGUUGCCUCCACUUUGCAAGGUUCAAGCAACCCGACAAUACUCCUCCUUCCCAGGCAUUUGGGACUGCUGGAAUCUCUUCGGUAUCCUUUGAAUUCAUCGCUGUUGGAAAACGUCUUGUCGACAAUUAAUCAGAGUAUAUCUGAAAAUGCGUUGUCGCAAAUCCUUCCUCGACCUCUAGUGAUGCAGUUGCUUCAGGUCAUCUUGCGUUAUGUCCUCCUCGAUCAUGGCGAAUUUACGGUCUCGUUAGUGGCACAUGCCGACGAGCGUAUAACGAAUCGCCAGCAAACACAGACAGCUGCUCGCCCGGUGAGGAAUAUUGGCAGACUCGAUGACUUAGCCAUCAAGGAUGCGGAAAUCAACGGCAUUUUGAGCAAAACAAUGGCCGAGCUUGUGGCAUUACGAGGUGAUGAAGAUGGCGAAGACGAUGUUUUUCACUUUGCGAAGAAGAUCCUGUCUCUCAAAACAGUUGAUGUUCAGCAUGGUCAACAGAUGAUCGCGACGUUAUUGCCUACACCAACGCUCCUCUAUAUUACCAUCCCACCAUCUUCACCCUUACACAUAUUCCUGUCUUCUCAAGAUAUUCAGACUUACGCCUUGAUAAAUGCGUAUCUGCUUUCCAUACGCCGGGCAGAUCUUCAUUUAUCUGCACUAUGGAAACUUACGUCACAACGCAGAUGUCAUCCUUCUCCUCUGGGUCCACCGAGAAGCGCUUCAAGAGUAGGGCAAGCAAAACUUGCAGCUCGAAGGUCGAGAGAAGAUAGGAGAGCAAAAAGAACGAGAAGAUAUUGGAUAUGUGCCAGCAAGGCUGUGUUUGUGACCAAUGAGCUUGAAGCAUAUCUCCAAGGCGAGGUGAUUCAGAGCAGCUGGACGCAUUUCCGCAAAUGGAUCGACGGAGGAGAUAAAGGGAUACUGUCUGCAAAGUCAUCCAGACCCUGCACGGCCUCGACGGGAGACCAGAUGAAAAUGACCGAAGUGUCACAUGGUACAUAUGAUGCUUCCGGCUCUGGUGGUCGUUCUCAGCCCAGUGAUCCCAGAACGCUGGCGGAAGCGCAUCGCGCCUAUCUGAGAGCUCUGAAUGCGGCACUUUUUAUCACGAAUGAUGACUGGAUGACCAUGUUGAAGGAUCUCCUCAAUCAAAUCGACCAUUUCAUUGCGCUCUUCUCUCGUCUGCAGACGGUUUGGGAGGGAUUGGACUUGCAAGAAGAUGACGGCGUGGUGGACGCCUUCUCCAACUACGCACAAAACGAAAAGGAAGUCCUGACUGAAAUGGAUCGAACAAGUGACGCCAUUGAAGGGACACUCGUUGGUCUGGUGAAUAAGAUCCGCGACAUGGAAAAGGAGAAACGCACUGGGGUUGGGAUGGACAACGUCGUGCAAAGAUUGAGCGACGUCGAAUUAAACGGAAGCAAAUUUGUCCCAUGGCAGGCGAGAACAGUGGACAGGUUGGUUAUGAAACUUGACAGUCUGGCUGGGAGGCAAGAGGAACGAAUUGGGAUCGAAAUCGCAGAAGGCUACGAUGAUGAGUGA